Durusdinium trenchii is the source of this 1185-nucleotide messenger RNA. Lineage: Eukaryota; Dinophyceae; Suessiales; Symbiodiniaceae. The record is from the annotation of a GenBank genome assembly.
AUGGCUUGGGCAUUGUCCUAUGACACAGCAAUUGGUUUGGCUCUUUCAUUUCUUGUAGUCACAUUCGCUUUGCAGAACUUUAUUGACAGGCGCAGCACGGUGACGAUUGGUCUCGUGGCAACUAUUUGGUACUGGACAAGCGCAUUGUGGGCUGCAGUGACGAAGGAGAUCCUGAAUGACUUGCAGCAGGUGGUCGUGUAUCCUUCAACCAGUGUUUGGUUGACAUUCCUUCCCCAGGCUUUGAGCUAUGUAUUGGUGCAAGCGCUUGCGAUUCUGUUCGGGCUAGAUCUUUGCACAGGAACUUGCUUCAGAGAAAAGCGCCGCAACUUGGGAAUGUGGCAAAUGGCAGGCGCUGCGUAUUUCUUCGGGCAGCUCUUCACUGUCGCAGCACUGGCAUUGGAUGCGCCCAGCCUGGUCUUCGUAGUGAAGGCCAUUGAACCUUUGAGCACCGCUCUACUGGCAAUCCCGGUGCUCCAUCAGACAUUCAAUGUAAGGCUUUUUCUAGCAAUCCUCGUGGCCUGUGUUGGGAUUAUGAUUACUGCAGCGGCAUCUCACGGUGGCUUCAAUGGGGUCCACUACAGCAGCGCCUAUAUGUCAAUGACCCUUGGGAUGCUGGCCAAUAUUGGUUUCUCUUCCAGAGCCUGUGUGGCCAAACGUGCGCUGGUGUUCGACAGCAACGAGCCUUUAGAGGCAUAUGGGAUGUGCACCGUAUUUGCAACACAAAGCGGUGUGGUCUUGCUACUUGUGUGGCUCAUCCUGGGCCGCUGCAUCUUGAACAAUGCGGGGGACAUGACUAGUAUCUUGCAACAUCUUUCUCAACGACCUGGCGCUUGGCUAACAGCAUCGUUGACCUAUUUUCUUUACCAGGGCUCUUCUAUCUUGCUGCUGAGCUGCUUCAAGGUUGAGACCCAUGCGCUGCUGGUGGCGUUGAAGCAUGUCUUUGUGGUGGUUCUUGCGUCACUGAUUACAGGGGCUGUCCUGAAUCCUCCGAUGAUCCUAGGGCUCCUUCUGGUGUCCCUGGGGGUGUGCUGGUACCUCUCCAGUCCUGAAGACGAGGACUCGGAGAAGGAGCCGAUUUUGCCCACCAAAGCCGAUGGUUUGGAGCAAAGUGUCUCCUACCCGCUGAUUGCAGUGGUCAUAUCAGUGGUGGGUCUUGGCACCUUUUUGCCACUUUGGCACCUGUGA